Ahaetulla prasina is the source of this 3054-nucleotide messenger RNA. RefSeq names its product poly(ADP-ribose) polymerase family member 9 (gene PARP9). Gene Ontology annotation, biological process: negative regulation of gene expression; positive regulation of type II interferon-mediated signaling pathway. Lineage: Eukaryota; Metazoa; Chordata; Lepidosauria; Squamata; Colubridae. Gene Ontology annotation, cellular component: cytoplasm; nucleus. The record is from RefSeq and is a predicted model, not a curated record. Gene Ontology annotation, molecular function: transcription corepressor activity; ubiquitin-like protein ligase binding; NAD+ poly-ADP-ribosyltransferase activity. The transcript is spliced from 10 exons. The coding region runs from base 351 to 2744 and encodes 797 amino acids.
CCUGUAUAUAGAGAUUAAAAGAAUUGACAGACACCCAAGUAUUCCUAAUAUUUUUUUUUCUGCCAGAUUUGAGGUCUUCAGUUGUCCAGAAUUUGUUGGAUUGUAAUCUCCUUUAUCUUUCAUCAAUGGUCUGGUGAGACCUGGCCCAACAUUUCUUCACCCUUGAAUUAAUGCUAAGAAGCAACUUGACAAUGGCAUGGAGUUUCUGGCAGGGAUCUCCUUGGUAACUGGGCCAAAAGAUUCUAAGGGAGGUGGCUGGUGAGUUGAAGGCAGUUCCUAGCUCUCAACCCAAGGAAAUGGAAGAAGAAAAUAAGGACAACUAAGAGGCCACCAGGAAGAACAGGAUCAAAAUGGGGAACAUGAUGAAAUUACUAACUUCCAGUUCUGAGAAUACUAAAAAAGCCAAUGCAGAAAUUAGGAUCCCGGUGGAUGAGGAAAUGCUAUCAAUUCCCAUCAGUAACAGCAUUUAUGCAGUUCUUAAGAGGAGAGAAAAUUACUUGUGCAGCCUGCUUCAAAAGAAGUUUGGCUGUAUCUGUGUCCUUAAGAGCAUAAGGAAUCCCAUGGAAGUAUAUAGGAAAAGCCUGAAGGAAGGAGUGGAGGUUUCCGUUUGGGUAGAUGAUCUCACGAGACACGAGGCUGAUGCUUUGGUGAAUGCAGCCAAUGAAUACCUGCACCAUUUUGGAGGUCUGGCAUUUGCUCUCCUGAAAGCCGGUGGGCCAGAAAUUGAAGAGCAGUGCAAACUUUUUAUUGAAAAGAAUGGUCCACUCAGUGCUGGCCAGAUUGUGGUCACCAGCGGAGGAAGACUGCCGUGUAAGCAGGUUAUCCAUGCGGUAGGUCCAAGGUGGUCAGAAGAUCAGAAGGAGGAAUGUUGUCUCAAGUUGGAAGCUGCCAUAAUAAAUGUUCUGAAAUAUGUGAAUGCUCCAGAAAACAAUAUCAAGUCUGUGGCCAUUCCUGCGCUGAGUUCAGGGAUCUUCAAUUUUCCUCAGGAUUGGUGCGCUCAAGUGAUUGUACAGACAAUCAGGAACUUCGUUCAACUUGCUCCGUUAUUUGGCUACUUGCAAGAAAUCCACCUUGUAAACAUUGAUGAGACCACAGCUGAUGUCAUGAAAAGGGCCUGUGAAGAUCUUCUGGGGGUUAAUGAUAUUGUGCCUCAGUCAGGUAUUACUGAUUCUAUCACAGUCAAUGAACUCUGCCUGCAGAUCAAAAAAGGGGAUAUAGAAAAACAGCAAGCUGCUAUAAUUAUUAAUUCUGUGACUCUGCAAGAUGAUCUUUUUCAAGGCAUGGUUUCAAGAGCAGUUUUGGAAAAGGCAGGUCCAGCUAUGCAGGAACAAUUUCUCUCUGAGUUACAAAAACUUCCAUCAGAGAGGCCCAAUUUCAUAUACACCAAAGGAUUCAAUCUCGAUUGUGAACAUAUGGUCCAUGCGGCUUGGCCAUCUUACAUUGAAGGCAGCAGGCAAGAGGUAUUAAAAACAGCCAUUGCUAAAGGGCUUUCUAAGACUCGGGAACAGCAGUUGCCAUCCAUUGCUUUUCCUCCUCUUGGAAUUCAAGAUUUACAUUUAUCAAGUAAUGAGGUGGCGGAAAUUAUGGUGGAAGAAAUCAUGCACUUCGCAGAGGAACAAACUGGAAAGAAGCUGGAUGUCUACAUUGUGAUAUCUCUGGACAACAUCGAUGCUUAUGAAGCUUUCUGUGCCAAGCUGAUGUCAGUGAAGAACAAAUUAGAAGAAAAGAUGGAUUGCAGCAAUAUUGACACAAUGGAGCUACAGACUGAUGUCCAAACCAGUCCAGGUUUUGAAAGAAAUGGGCCUUUUGUGGAACUGAUAGGACGCAGCCAUGAUAUUUUGGAGAAAGCAGGACAGUGGCUCAGAGAUAUCAUAUUGGUUGAGGAAACUGGACGGAUUGUUAUAAGAAACCACAACAUUUUAAACUUGAGCAGUGUCCAGCCUCUUGAACUGUCUCAUCUCCAGCAGCAUUUUGGCAUUACCAUCCUGGAGAGUGUAAGUGGAGCAGAGACAGCCCUAGAGAUCGAAGGGUCUCCCCGAGCUGUGAUUGAUGCAGCCUUUGCAAUUGAAUUCAUGCUGCAGUCAACAGCCAAGCAAGAACCUCUUAAGAUGGAUGGAUCUUUGGAGAGCCAUCUUCAUCAGGAAGGGGAUCUAGAGAUGGCAAACAGAUGCUUUUAUCAAAUCACCCCAAUAGAGUCUUACCUUCAAGAAUUUAAGGACAAAGAAAAACAACUUGAAAAAGCCGGCCUCCAGGUUCUAAAGAUAGAGAAAAUACAUAACCCUCUUUUAGAAUCUGCUUUCCAAAGGGUAAAAAGGAAAAUAGAAGGAAGAAAUACUGGAAUGCCUGUAUGUCAUAGAUUGUACCAUCAUGUCCCUGCUCAGUAUUGUAGCCUGGUGUGCAAAACUGGAUUUCAGAAAACUUACUCAUCUUCACAAGAUCAGAAAUAUGGAGCUGGCAUAUAUUUUAAAAAGAACCCCCGGAAACUUAUAGCAGAUACCAGAGAAAAAUGUGAAAUGGACCAUUUGAUCUGUAUGUUUGAAGCAGAAGUUGUAACAGGGUCAUACACAAGGGGCAAUCGGCGUUAUGUAGCGCCACCAUUAAUUAAUGCAAGCAGUAUGAAACUCUACGAUAGUGUGGUUGAUGAUAUUCAUAACCCUGAAAUCUUUGUCAUUUUUAAUAAGGAACAAGCUCUACCACUGUACUUAUUGACAUGUUCUCUGCUUUGGAGCCCUGAUCAGAAGUGAAGUUUGGAACCAUCAUCCUAGAAUCUCUGAAGCCUUAAUGUUAAUUGAAACACAGACAGUAGUUCUGUCUUAAAUUAGGUAAUAAACAUAUGGCAGUUGUGUAAUGCAAUGAAAAAAGAAAUCCCUGCAACAUUAUAUUCUUGAAGUCUCCUUAUUCUUUAAUGUUAUUUCAACAAAAGUUAGUUAAAAUCAAGCCUACAUUUUAUUUAAAACAAAACUGCUGCAGCCACAAAUCCUGAUAUUAAAGUAUUAAUUUUAAGCCAUCUGAACACCUGUGGGAUGGCAUAGGGGGUUUAUAUUUACUUACUUG